AUCUUGGAAGCCGGCGCGCCCGUGUACGUGCCGACGACUCUGUCAUUGACAGUCGGGAAACAGCCAGACGACGUCCACGCAACACCGCAAGAGGAGUUCUUUCGGCUGCUUGAGGAGGAUGUCCAGUGCAUCAACGCGUUCACAACGAGGGUCGCCGUGGGCCUCCGGUCUCAACUGCGGAAGGUGCUGGUGGGACUGGCGGGGGGGUACCAACCGCAACAGUGCCAACAACAGCACCUGCAGCAGGAUCAGCAAGUAUCAACAUACGGCAAUGGCACGACAGAUGCUGAGGGCGGUGCAGUCAGCCCGGUGGUGGUGGUAUUGCCGCCUCCUUCCGGCGACCUGUCCGAUGCUGCCACUCGGGAGCACUGGCUGGCGGUUGCGAGGAGGCUGGGGGAGGAGUACCUUAGGCUGGAGAAGUACGUCAACCUGAACUACACGGGCCUCCAAAAGAUUUUGAAGAAGCACGACAAGCUCAUUCCCUCCGCACCUUGCUGGAACUUCUACAAGCAAAAGGUUCACAUAAACGGCCAACCCUGGGUGCGAGGCGACCACCAUGACAUCCAGCUCCAUGCAGCCGCAGUGGCUGCGGGUGGUGCGGGGUAUGCCUCCGCCCCCACCUCCGCAGCGGCCGCUAGCUCUCGCGGCCUAACCGGCACCCCGGGUGCGGUAGCUGGCCACCACAAGGACUUCACCAACAGCACCUUCUGGGUGCGACUGGAGGAUGUGGCGCUGGUGAAGCAUGUGCUGAUGCAGCACAUGGCCGUACAGCCCCCGCCGACGAACGCCGCCGCCGCCGCAGGCGCCGCCACCGGUUCCGCCGCCCUAUGGGCCGAGUGUGACUCGGCGUCUGCUGACCUGGUCAACUGCACGUUCCUGGAUAACGCCUCCUUGGAACUGUACCACAAUCUGCUGUACGGCAGGCCGUACGCAACGACUUUACAGCUCCGUUGGUACGGCAGCCGCGUGCCUGAGACCAUUGACGUCAUUCGGCAGGUGCACCGGGAGGGCUGGCGGCCGGAGGACUGCGCGGAGGACAGCUUUCCGCUCCAAGAGACCCGGGUGGCCGAUUUUCUGAACGGGCGGUGGACCUGGGCCGACGCUCGCAAAUUGAUGAUGCCAGAGGAAUACGGCAUCCGGCCCAAACAACCACAACAUCAACGCAACACAAGCCACGCCCACCACAACCACAGCCACCGUAACCACCCUAACCGCCAACCAGUUGCCCAAACCGACAGCUGGCCGCGUGGCGACGCUGCGUCCUCUGGCGCCGUCGGAUCAUCAACGGCCGUAGCUACCACUGCUGGCACCUUGGGCGGCGGCGGCGGUGCAGGUGGCGGCAGUAGCAGUGGUAGCAGCAGCGGAGCUGGAGCCCGUGUUACAAGCAAUAGAAGUGGUGGUGGUGGUGGUGGUGGUGGUUCUGCGACCCACGGGUUGCCUGCGGAUGACCCCGCACGUCUUGCCAAGGAGUACCAGCUGUUCAAAACGUUCACUGAGGUGGCCCGGCUGGUGGAGAGCAAGGGACUGCAACCCAUGGUGCAGAUGCGGUUCCGUAACACCACCUUCCGGGAGCCAUGCGAUGAGUGGGGGCUGAAGGCCUUGUUGGAGGAGGACGUGCAGAUGCUGCUGGAGUAUGCGUACGACACCUCGACGCGUCUAUCCCACGGGCUGUGGCGCCAGGAGCAUCCUGCUGACGCUAUCGAGUUUCCGUACGCAAUAUUCAAAGUUCAGCGGCCGGAUGAGGCUUUCGAUGUCCCCCAUUGGCUCAGGCAGCUGCUGCAGUCGGGGCUGCUUAGACCGAUGAAUGACUUCAGCAAGUUCCUGCACGCCUGCGCGGGGCUCCUGCCGGACAUGGUACGGGCCGUACCGCAGUGGAUCGAUGACGAGGUCAUACAGAAGAGCUUGUACGCCAACGUGAUGGCCAAUGAGGAAUUGCAGACCCUUUCCCCACUGCGUCCCCUGGCUCCCCGUGCCCUGCUGCUCGCAGGUCACAAUGUGGUGGCGGAGAUGGAGGAGGGAGUCCGGGAGCAAACUGCGGCAGGAGCAGCAGCAGCCGUGUACGUACCACCCACCCGCACAACCUCCGCACCACUCGCCUCCGCUGCUUCCAUGCAGCCUGGACGGAAAACCAACAACUACAGCAACAACACCAAUCGCACGACAGCAGUAGCAACAGCCGCCGCAGUCAUCACUCCAUCUGCAGCCCCCGGCCAGCCCGGGAGGAGCUCCAAAGAGCAGCCGCAGCCGCACCCAGGUACCUCACGGUCCCCCUCCAUGCCGCUGAAUCGACCAAACAAAGUUAGCAACAGCAGUAGCCAUAGUCACCGACAGCGCCAUCAGCUGCCGACGAAUCAUGGCAACACCAGUUGCAGGAGGACCAGCGGCGAUGAGCUAGCAGCGGCGGCGGCGGCAAGGGGGGGUUCAGGUGCAGCACAGGAGGGGGAGGUGGAGGGGGAGCAGGCAGUUUCUGAGGACAGCUCCUCGCCGUUGAUUCCGUUGCUGCACUCGCUUCAACGCAACGUGUCUUCCCGGCUGGGGGGCGCGGCGGCAGCGGUGCAGGCGGGCUGGCAGGCCAAGCUGCUGCAGCGGCAGGCAUUGCAGGGUCGUGCCUACCAGCCCCAGCUCAUCUUUCUGGACCCGGCUCAGUCCUACGUAACGAGCGCAUCUUCUUGCAGCAUGUUGGGCUUCGCCGCCAGCGCCCACACCAACCCCUUCGAGCGACCCACAGUCCACAUCUCGGAAACGACCGCCUUCGUACUGCUGGCCUUGUCCAUUGCCAUGGCGGGGUACGGCCUGGGGGCCUUUGUCUGGAGGUCCACUCGCUUCUACGAGCUGCAUCCGGGGAGGUUUGACGACACCGCUGGCGCACUGGCCAUGACUGUGGUCAUCACGUUUGCGCUCUUCAGUUUGUUGAUUUGCAACCUGGCGGACCUCAUGGAGGUGUUGGGUGACGGGGAGGGACACGCGCCGGGGCAAGGGCUUGCGGCCGCGGAGGCGAGGGCGGGGCUGAGGGGGGGCCUGGGUUCGGCUCGUGCCACAGCCUCUGCUUCUCCACAGAAGCGGCGACCUCCUUCGCCGUUGUUACGCCUCGUCUAUGCGAAUCCUCCUCAUCCGACUGUGUCUUCUGCCUACCCGACUGCCGGCGGCGCUCUGCAGAUUGCGGCACUCCGCGGUCAGGUCAUCGGCCACCCCGCCCUGCUAGUGUUGAGACCCGAGUCCUUCUCCGAGCAGAUCGCGGGGCCGCUGUACCUGGCGGCCAGUAGGGGCCACGUGGAGGCGGUGGCGGCGCUGCUGGCGUGGGGGGCGGAUCCCGCGGCGGCGAACUGUGGGGAUUCUGAGUCCCCGGAGUUCAUCGCUGCCCUGAACGGCCAUGUGGAUGUCGUACGGGUGCUGUUGCGACAUGGACGUGGCCUGGUGGCUAGAGGGCACACUGCCGCCGCUAACGGAAAGCGGUUGCAGCAGUUGGCCCGAGAAACUGGCGGCAGCAGGGGCCUUGCGAUGGGCUGCUACUGCGCCUGCCAGAGCGCGUGUCAAGUAACCGGAAGGCUGACAGUGAGGACCCCUCCCAGUGCGAAGGAGAGGGAGGACGACACGGGCGAGUCAGCUCUGAUGGAGGCCGCUGCGCACGACCACUCGGACGUGGUGUCCAUGCUGCUGGCGGCCGGCGCCUCCCCGCAGCACCGCUCCCUGGACGGGGAGACGGCGCUGCACUCCGCCGCCACCGCGGGAUGUGAGGAGUGCGUGCGAGUGCUGCUGGAGGCGGGGGCGGACCCCGACGCGACCUCGGACCUGGUGAUGUCGUACGAGGAGGUUACACGAUUUUCCGGUCGCACCUUCCGGAACUCCGCCGAGCUGGGCGAGUGGUACCGCCGCCAGCCGCGUCCCACCCGUACUCACUUGAUGGAUCAGGCUGCCGUACUGGGGGGCUGUACGCCCCUGUCCGUGGCCAUCAGCUGCGGCUGGCGGGGGGUGGCUGUGCGGCUGCUGGACGCCGCAGAGUACACCGGCAAGGCGCCCCUUUCCAAGGCUAAAGCGGAUAUGCUGCGGGGCCUGGUAAACCUGACUCUCGCAAGGGGCAACGGCGCCAUGACGACCUUGCUGAUGGACCGCCUGCAAGCCUGCGGCGCGGUCGAUACGAACGCGUCGGCGGCGGCAUCGGGCGGCGCGUUGACCGAGGCGGCGUCGGCGGGCCGUCGCGUCGGCGUCGGCAUCGGCGUCGGCGCCGGCGUGCGCUCCCGUACUCGCAGACCGACCCGCGCAGCUGCUCGCACCGCCGUGGAGGUGUCAAGCACCCGGAACGCCACGCGCGGCAACGGCGGCGAUGGCGGCGGCGACGGCGGCGGCGGCGGCAAUAUGUUUGAUGCGCCGACGGAGCUUAUUGACACGGCGGCGCCGGAGGUACCGGCCGGCGACGCCGCCGCCGCCGCGGCGGCGGCGACGGACUUCCAUUGCCGGUGUUCCCUGCGCGGCGACGCUAUGGACUCCCGCUUAGUAGCAGUAGCAGCAGCGUCAACUAGUGCCGCUGCAGAGCGUGAUGCCGGGGUCCCGUCAGCGUCUACGCCCCUGGCGGCGGCGGCGGCGACUACUGGCGGCAGCGCUGCCGCCGCCAGCGGCGAAUCAAGCGAUGUUAAAGGCGGUGGGAUGGUUGUGCGGUGCCUGCUAGACCCCGGCCAGUCGGCGGUUGGUCCCCGACAGCGGCGGUUGGUGGUUCGUUGCAGCGGCGGUUGUCAGUUGGACUAUCACUACCCAGACUGUUGGCGGCAGUUGGAGACGCUGCUGAAGGCGGCUCGCAGCGAUUACCACGGGCUGAAGGGACCCGUCGGUCGGGGACACGGCGCCGCCGCCGCCGCCGGCAUCCCCUGCUGGGCCCCCGACUGUCGAGGUGUCGUACAAUCCGCUUGCGUCAUGGAGGGGCCCGCCGAGCAGCCCCGCUUCCGCCAGCAGCUCUACGUGGCGCCCUCAUCCCUGGCUCACAACCAGAAUAUCCACCACAACCACCACAACCACCAUCAGCAGGCAGAAAAGUCCGGCGGCAAGGGACAGGCCGCCGACGCCGACGCAGCGGCGGCUGACGAAGAUGGUGACGAUGCUACGGCUGCUACAGCCGGUUUAUGGUCGCGGAAAUCCGAAAAUUUACGCCAGAAGCAGCCGUGGCGACAGCACGCCAGCGUCGGAAAGGGCGGCGCCGGGCAGGCACCGGUGGAGGAUGUGGUGGCGGCCCCUCUGGUCGGGGGAGGGGGCGGCGGCGGCGGUGGAAGCAAGCGGAGCAAGCGCAGCGCCGCCGUCAAGCUGUCUCUGACGGAUCUGUACGGCAAGGAGAGCGGUGGCCCCGUUGCCGCGACAGCGGAGGAAGAGGAAGGGGGCGAGUCGGUGCAGCCGGACGGUGGGUCCCAGAGGGGGGAAAGGGCGGCGGCGGCGCCGCCGUCGCCGCCACCACCUGGCGGCGGCGGCGCGUGGCGGGAUUCUGCCUCAGUGCCCUUUGCCGUACGGCCUGUUUGGGAAUGCGAUGACGCGGCGCCGUACAACGGUUUCCCAGCGUCAGGAGCGAGCCAGGGCCUUAUGAUCGCGCCAGGGCGGUCCUCGUCGGUUGAGCAGGCAGCUAUCAGCGCCAUGGCGGGUGGUGGUGGCGCCGCCGCCGCCGCCGCCGCCACAGCGACGCCACCCCGGCCGUCGGUGGCGGUGACGGAGGAGGACUUCCCGUCCCUGGUUCCCUUGAGCCUGUCUGAGGGGCCUAUGGGGGAUAAGGCCCGUGACCCGAUCAUUCGGGCCCUACAACUACUAAAGGUCCCGGGCACCGACAUCCUCACCCCGCACCUGCUCCUGGAGGGGCCCUGCCUGCGCCACCUCUACACCGUCCUCUUCCGCGGCAGGAGCCGCAUCGCCGACGUGCAACUCCGUGCCGUACUCGAUCGGUACGGCGGCAUGACGGCGUUUCAGUCGUUUGAGGAUGGCGCCGCCGUCGCGGCGAGUUUUCGAGACGAGGGUACGGCUUCGGCGGUGGCGGCUGGGCUCGGCGCCGGCGACGCGGUGGGCCUUAUGGGUCCCGGUAGCCUGGGGGGAUCCGGCGGGCUCGAGGUGAGCUGCCUGCUGGAGUUCCCCUCCGAUGAUACCCUGGCCCGGGAGAUUAUGCAGGCAGAUCGUGCGGCGGCGGGGGGCUCUGGUUUCGGAGCAGGUGGUGGCUUAGGCGGCAGCAAGGUCUAUGGCCUGGAGCUGGGUUCGAAUCUGAGGGCCAACGCGGCGCCGUUUGUGCUGGCAGGCGCUGCGAAGGUGACGGCGGCGCCCGCGCCCGCGGCGGAUCUGCAGCCGCCGCCGCCACGGCAGAUGGCGGCAGCGGCGGCGCCGCCGCGGGUGGCCGUUACGGAGGUAGGAGUUGAGGUGAAGGAUACGGAACGUCUGGCUAGAGAUGACACGGAUGUCCGUACAGCUGCAGCGGCGAUGCAGGCGAUGGCUUGCUCGACGACGCUCCAGGCCGGCCAUGGCGUGACCGGGACGUGUACGGCUGGCUCGACCGAUUCCACGUACGACGGCAACGUCCGAAGCGACAACCGCCGCCCAACGGUCGCGCCGGUCAGAGAGUCUGCUGCCUCUGCAGCCGGCUUUGGCCCUGGCGGCGGCUCCCACUGCGCCCAGGUGGAGAGUGACCCGUGGGCCACUCCGUCAGCCGGUGCGAACUGGUUGGAUGCUGCUUCAUCACCAUCGUCAUCAUCUCCGGUUAAUCCUUGUCGGGAUGGCGACCUGCGACCCGCUGCGGCAGCACCCACUGUUACAGAGGCCGCGGCGUCAAGGACGGCGUCCGCAGGUUAUCCGAAGCCGGCGUCGCCGUCAGCGCCCACGUCCGGGGUAGCGCAAGGACCGGCGGCCGUGGUGGCGGGGCCGGCGGCGUCUGCAUUUGCGGCCGCGGCCCGGGCAUUCCCGGCGGUAGCGGCACUGCCACGAAUGCCGACGGCGUCGGCGUUUCAGGUGGCGGCGCCGGUGGUGGCGCCGGUGGCGGCGCCGGCGGUGGCGUCUUCUACAGCCCCAACGGUGCGGCCAUCAGUGCCUGUGGUGGCGGCGGCAACGGCAGCACUCCGUACGGCGCUCCCCGUGCACCUGGCGGCUGUUACCGCCGCGGCGCGCCCGCCGCCGCAGCCACAAAUGCCACCGCCGGCGGUGGCGGUGGCGGCUACACUGUUGCAGUCUCCAUCCGCCGCCGCCACACACGCACAGCCGCCCCUCCAGCGUGCGACCCCGCCAAGCCUCAUGCUCCACCUUCUGAAGCGGCCUCAGUCGCAGCCGCCACCUCCCGCGGCAUCGCCUCUGGCGCCGCCUGUCGCCACCACAUCCCCUGGCCUCAUCCACUUGGCAACACCCACCACCGCCUCUUCGUCGCAGGGACAGCCCCCGUCGAGCACGCCGUGCGAGGCCGCGGCGACACGGCCACCGUCGGGUAUGGCUGCCGCGGCAGUGGCGGCGACGGCUGCGGUGACGCCCAAAUCCGCAACAAAGAACGUGCAGGGCCAUCAGGUCCGGGCGGCAGUAGCGACGGCUGGCGGCGGCGGCGGCGGCGAAAGGCCAAUUAACAACUCCUUCCUGGCCAUGCCUUGGUUGGCGGGUCGGGCAGCCGUACAGUCAUUGGCGCCGGCUGGACCGCUGGUUGCUGCGGCGGCGGUACCGCCACCGCCACCGGCGCCGGUCCUGACGGCGCCGUCGGUUCCGGCAGCUGCGCCGGCGUCGACAGGUACCCUAGUAGCGGUGGCGGCGCCGCCGCCUGAUAUGGCCGCAUAUGUGCCCCCGCUGGAGCUAGAGCGGGUGCGGGUGCGGCCUCUGCUUCUCCACAGAAGCGGCGACCUCCUUCGCCGUUGUUACGCCUCGUCUAUGCGAAUCCUCCUCAUCCGACUGUGUCUUCUGCCUACCCGGAUGUCCUCCAAGCCUUCUUGGCCUCCGCCGCGCGAUUGCUCGCGCUCUGCCAUCACUUCGCUGUUACUGGCGACCGAUAUGCCAGCAACGUCAAAUCGCCUUAUCUACUUUACUAUUGAGCUGGGUCCCGAAUACAAAGACGAGCACUUAAUCAACAUGCAGUAG
Molecule: messenger RNA, 8061 nt
Organism: Volvox carteri f. nagariensis
Lineage: Eukaryota; Viridiplantae; Chlorophyta; Chlorophyceae; Chlamydomonadales; Volvocaceae
Exons: 34
Molecular function (GO): protein binding
Source: RefSeq, a predicted model, not a curated record